This is a messenger RNA of Knipowitschia caucasica, 1146 nucleotides long. The record is from the annotation of a GenBank genome assembly. NCBI's taxonomy places the organism in Eukaryota, Metazoa, Chordata, Actinopteri, Gobiiformes, Gobiidae.
AUGGUACAGAGGACACAGAGGACACAUGGUACAGAGGACACAGAGGACACAUGGUACAGAGUACACAGAGGACACAUGCUACAGAGGACACAGAGGACACAUGGUACAGAGGACACAGAGGACACAUGCUACAGAGGACACAUGCUACAGAGGACACAUGGUACAGACAACACAGAGUACAGAGGACACAUGCUACAGAGGACACAUGCUACAGAGGACACAUGCUACAGAGGACACAUGGUACAGAGGACACAGAAGACACAUGGUACAGAGGACACAGAGGACACAUGGUACAGAGGACACAGAGGACACAUGGUACAGAGGACACAGAGGACACAUGGUACAGAGGACACAGAGGACACAUGCUACAGAGGACACAUGCUACAGAGGACACAUGGUACAGAGGACACAGAAGACACAUGGUACAGAGGACACAUAGGACACAUGGUACAGAGGACACAGAGAACACAUGGUACAGAGGACACAGAGGACACAUGGUACAGAGGACACAUGCUACAGAGGACACAGAGGACACAUGGUACAGAGGACACAGAGGACACAUGGUACAGAGGACACAUGCUACAGAGGACACAUGGUACAGAGGACACAUGGUACAGAGGACACAUGGUACAGAGGACACAUGCUACAGAGGACACAUGGUACAGAGGACACAUGGUACAGAGUACACAGAGGACACAUGGUACAGAGGACACAUGGUACAGAGUACACAGAGGACACAUGGUACAGCGGACACAUGGUACAGAGGACACAGAGUACAGAGGACACAUGGUACAGAGGACACAUGCUACAGAGGACACAUGGUACAGAGGACACAUGUUACAGAGUACACAGAGGACACAUGGUACAGAGGACACAGAGGACACAUGGUACAGAGGACACAUGCUACAGAGGACACAUGGUACAGACAACACAGAGUACAGAGGACACAUGGUACAUAGGACACAUGGUACAGAGGACACAUGCUACAGAGGACACAGAGGACACAUGGUACAGAGGACACUCACCAGUGCGCCUCCCUCAGGACGCUGCUCCUCCUCCGCUCUGCGCCUCCUCACUGCACCACAACAGAGACAGAGGGGUCAGCUGAACUGUAACGAUGUAUGGCAGCCCAGGAACAUAAAGUAA